CACGAAGAUGAUUGAAUGAAAGACAAACUAAAAUGCAUACAAAAAGGAUUUAAAUUCCCUUCCUUCAGACCAUUGGGUUGUUAAAUCCUUAACUCUUUGUCUUCAAUUUCCAGUUACCUAGUACUUUCCCGGUUCCCUUCUCCUCCCCUUCCUCUUUCCUUUGCAUCACAUUCAUUUAUAAAAUCAAGGUGUGGAAUUGCAGAGGCUAUUACCAUUUUCAAUCUAGUUCUCAUCCUUGCAUUGGAUCUGGGGUUUUCUUGUUUCCAUUGUAAGGUAUCUGCUUUUCCCAUUUUCUUUUUUUUUUCUCCGAUACGGUGUAAUUGUUUGUUGUGUUGAGUAAUUUUUGUUGGGUAUUGAUUAAUGUGGGUUUUCGUUUGCUGCAAUUUAUGGGUUUGAUGAGCGUAUGUUCUUCUCGCAUUCGUAGGCAUUCAAGUUUCGUUCUUUGCUCUCUCUUCCUUUGGAUUCUUAUAUUCUUUGUUUUGCUUUGGUUUGCAAAGUUCAAAAUUUGGAUUGGUUUUAGGGGGGUGGACUGCUUGUUUUGCAUAUUAUUAGGAGAUUGGCAUUGAAGGAAAAGAGGGGUUUUGGAAAUUGUUGAAGGAAAAGAGGAAGACGGUUGCUUUCUAAUUCACAGAUGGAUUAUUAGUGGAAAAGAAAGCACAGGCGUGUAAUAUAAGUUAAAAUUGCAUUUCUUGGAGAUAUUUCGUGAGUUUUAAACUGGGAAGUGUUAUUUUUGCUUCAUGGAGUUGAAUUCAUUUAUUGUCACAUUUUGGCUUAGUUUAUAAUUUAUACCCAAUGAGGAAGCAUAUUUUGUGAUGGGUUGUCUUUUUGGAGUUGAGUUCUUGGUGGGUUUUAAUUGAAGUUUGUUGCUUUGAUCACUUGAGCUUUGUUUUGACAAUACUUCACAGAGCUUUUUCACACUAUAUUUUAUCAUUAAAAUUUUUAAUUUUUAAUUAAUUUUAAUUAAUCUUUUAUAUACUUUUAAUAAUUUUAAUUAAGAUUUUAUAUAUUUUUAAGAUAGCAUAAAAGUAAAAAAAAAAAAACAAAAAACAAAGACUACAUUAGAGCACAGCACACCCCGCACUGACAAAUUGAAGCCUUUGGGGUGUGAGUUGGAAUGGGUCAUAUAGCUCCAAGGUUCCUAUGCUCUGAGGUUGAUCUUGAAAAAGGGGAUAGAGGUAGUAGUGUAGAAGAUUCGAGCAAAAGUCCAGUUUUAGGUGUUAAAAAACAUGAAAUAAGUUUGCUUUCUAAGGUUUAUAGUCAUUAUAUUGAGGGCUCAGAGGGCAGGGUAAGUUUGUCUAGCAAUGAAUUGAAUUCUAGUGGGGUUUUGGCGGAGAAUGUCAAGGUGGUGAUGAGCAUGAAUAUGGAUGGAAAAAAGAGUAAUGAGGAGAAGAAAGUGGUGAACGAGAAACAUCAAAAGACAAGCAAUAAAAAGUCUCCAAAACCUCCCAGACCUCCAAGAGCACCAUCAUUGGAUGCAGCAGACCUGAAGUUAAUCAGAGAGCUAUCUGAACUUGCCAGGCUGAAGCGUGCUAGAAUUGAACGGAUGAAAGCAUUGAAAAAUAUGAAAGCUGCAAAGCCGUCAUCUUCUAAUAACAACGUAUUUGCCAUGGUGUUCACCAUCAUUUUCUGCCUUGUGAUACUCUUCCAAGGCAUGUCAUCCAGAAGUACACAUGUAAAUAUGCAGGGAUCUCCUUUGCCAACAGGAGCAACAGAUAGAAGUUUGAUUUCAAUGCAGUACAUUGGGAAUCCACCAGCAAGUGAUCUAAAUGAACCCAAAUCUGCCUCUCCCAAUUUAGUGGUGCAGGUUCCGGGUUCAAAUUCUCAGAAACAGCCGAGAAUGUUUGCUGGAUAGAAUGGAACAAAGACGAAGGUUGUAUUCUAGGCUAUUCAACAAAUUUACAAGUUAGUCAUUGCUGUUCUCAUACAUGCCAUAAUGGUAAACAGUUUUUGUAUACAUGACCUCACAAACCUGGAUCCUUUUCUGCGCAUUUAACCCCUUGAAUGUGUCUCUUUCUACUGGGGUGGGUUAAAUUACAAUGUAAGUUCCUCUAUACAACAGGCCAUGGCACAUCCUAACUUGACAAAGUUGUCUCCUUAGCAACUGACUUUGCCAAUUUUAUUUAUUAAUUUAUUUUUGUUUGGAUGGAAGCUCAAAAUUAAUUUUUUCUAAACAAUUUUAAAGACAUCUCUAAUCAAUAUCUUUUGAGUAC
This is a messenger RNA of Rubroshorea leprosula, 2210 nucleotides long. The record is from the annotation of a GenBank genome assembly. NCBI's taxonomy places the organism in Eukaryota, Viridiplantae, Streptophyta, Magnoliopsida, Malvales, Dipterocarpaceae.